AUGGCAACUAGUAGUGAAAAUUCACCUGGUCAUGAAUCAGUUGUUAUAGACAAUGAUGAAGGAAUAAAUGGUGAGAGUAAUCGAACGACUACUCAUUUCAAAAGUAAAGUUUUUUUUUCGAAGAAUAAUGAACGUGUUCUUAUUGGUAAUAAAUCUUUAAUUUAAAAACUAAAACGAAUAUUUUAUUAUUAGAAAAAGGUGUUA
Molecule: messenger RNA, 204 nt
Organism: Rotaria sordida
Lineage: Eukaryota; Metazoa; Rotifera; Eurotatoria; Philodinida; Philodinidae
Source: the annotation of a GenBank genome assembly